AUGAUAUCUCGAACGGCUACUUAUAUCUGCCAUCGCUGCGUAUUCCGUCAGUUUCGGUCCCAGUCUACUGGUAAUUAAGCAAUUGAACAUGGGUUACUUGUUAUGUGAGUGCUAAUUUGUAGGGCAACGCUGAAAGUGGGUCCAAAAUUUCUUGCGGAAGGGCUCCUACGUCGUGCCCAGCAACUCAGCAAUGAGCACUCCGAAUUAGAAAAGCAAUUGGCGGAUGGCUACGAUAAGAAACUUGCGACUCGAGCCGGCCAGUUAGCCUCCGUCUCUCAGUCAUUGAAAGAAUAUCAAGGUGCCAUAGCGGCAUGUUCCCAGUCCCCAUUCAUCCGCUACUAUAAUGCCGCAAUCUAACUUUUACAGGCCUUUGGAGAGCUUAAGGAAAUGCUCGCGGACCGCAACCUAGACCCUGAGCUCCGCCCGCUAGCAGUCUCAGACAUGACGUCUACUGAAUCUUCACUUUCCACAUUGGCUACAACAAUAACACAAUCCCUCGUACAGCCCCACCCGUUCGCGCACCUGUCUGCUCUGGUGGAGAUUAGGCCUGGUGCUGGAGGUUCGGAAGCAAGUUUGUUCGCGGGCGACCUUUUGAAAUUGUAUACUACGUAUUGUGCCAACAUUCGAAAUUGGCCAUUAUCAAUGGUUUCUCUGACUGCGAGCGCGGAGGGAGGUGACGGCGUUCAAGAAGCGAUAUUCGGGGUCGAAGCUCCGGGGGCAUACGAGAUAUUCCGGGGCGAGGCGGGCGUACAUCGAGUGCAGCGAGUGCCAGCCACAGAAAAACAGGGCAGAACACAUACUUCUACCGCGAACGUGGUUGUCCUGCCUUCAUUCCCCCAGGUGGAAUUAGGAGAGGGGGAGGAGGACCCGGAUAGUAUCAUCGACAUGAAGGAUGUCAGGGUCGAUGUUAUGCGUGCCAGGGGCGCUGGGGGCCAACACGUCAACACUACCGACUCGGCGGUGAGAAUGACACAUAUUCCCACGGGCAUUGUAGCUGCAAUACAGGAUUCGCGAUCCCAGCAUAAGAAUCGAGCAAAGGCUAUGAUGGUGCUGAAGAGUAGGAUUGCGGAGAAGAGGAGGGCGGAGAGGGAGGCGGAGGAGCUGGCGCUGAGGAGGAGCGUUGCGAAGGUUAAUGCUGGGCGGUCGGACAAAAUGAGGACAUAUAACUAUAUUCAGGUACGCCGGUUCAUUUCUCAGUAUAACGGAAUAGAUAUUGAUUGGGGGGGGGGGGGGUAGAAUCGGGUCACGGAUCACAGAUGCGGGUUUAGUCUACAUGACUUGCCAAGUUUCAUGAAUGGUGAAACACUAGAUUCCAUGAUUGACCAGGUACGCAAGUGGCAGAUGGAGAGGGAUGUAGAGAAUCUGGACACUAGGUGAUAGGGUAGGCUUCACUAUGUAAAUAAGGCUUAGAUUAUAUCAUAGAAAUCACAAAAAUCUAAAAGUUCUGCCUAAAG
Messenger RNA from Tuber aestivum (summer truffle), 1454 nucleotides. The record is from the annotation of a GenBank genome assembly. NCBI's taxonomy places the organism in Eukaryota, Fungi, Ascomycota, Pezizomycetes, Pezizales, Tuberaceae.